AUGGCCAUGCCUGAAGAGAUGUCGAGGGGCACCCCACCACCACCGCCGGCCAAGCCGUCCUCCCAGCAGGAGGGGGAUCUUGUGCCCCUGAACCGUGAAGUCCGCGCCUUGGGCGACCUGCUGCGUGCGUACCGCUUCUUGUAUCGAUCACUGCCCACGUGUGUGCCGAGAACGACGCCCUCCAUUUCCAAGACAGCUCAGAGUAGCCGCGGGGGAUCACGAAAAGACAAGCGCGCUCCAGCUCCGCUGGUGGGUACGUCGACGGAUGCCGAAGAGGCGUUGCUGCUGCCGUUGCAGCGCGAUGUUGUGCAGUGCGUGCUGCAACGCCUGCAGGUGAUGGAGCUUGUUCUCAAGAGGUUGGUGGAUCGAGGUGCAUCACAGAAGGGCGGUACACUCGGCGGCCCCGAAAAGGCAAUGCGUGAGGAGGUCACCGCAUUCUUCGCUGAGGAGAUCCGUGUUGUCGCCGAGCUUGUGGCGUUGCGCGGUGCUCAUGAGCGCGACGCCCAGUCGUUGGGGUGCCUCGUCCAUGUCCUCACUGCCGCAGCGGAUGCAGGGGUGGUGGUGUCCGUCGCCACGCUUGUCGAGGCAGCAGCGGCGGCGGUGCAGCACAGCCAGCGUGGCGUGGACGAGGGGGGCGCCUCGGUAGCAACGGCCGCCUGGUGCAGCUGUGUGCCGUGGCUGCUUCACUGCUACUCCACCACACAUAUCCGGGUAUCACCAUCGCUGUUGACCACCUCGGUGCAAACGCCCGGCGGCGGCGCAGCAAACUGGUCGGCUGCGAGCGCAUGGAUGACCGCCGCUGCGGAUCGCGUGUGCGCCACGGAAAGCACUGAGCUGCUUCAGCUCACGCCAACACCUGCGGAGGCGCGGAGAAAAGGCGUGGUGGGUGGCAGCGGUGCCGACACGUCGGUGCAACGCGAGAAGGCGGCGAGGGCGCAUACAUUUGGCCCGUGGCAGGGUGUGCUGGACGCCGAGGCUACCCACACGGCGGAGGCGCAGACGUACACGUUCGAGGGAGACGGCGGCGGCAACAAAAGAAGGGUGGCAGGGGAGACGUGGCUGCGGGACUGGUGUGCAGGGUGCGGCAUCACAGGCGUCGGAGGAGAGAGCCACAGCGACUCCACCGGCAUGUGGCACCCCUACUGGAAACUGGUGGUCAGUGGGAUGGUGCGAAACUGUGCCCGCGCGGUGGAUGCGAUUGUCGAGCUCAGCGAGGGAGCUGACGAAGAGAGGCGCAGUGAUGAGCUUUCUUCAGCGAGGCCCAAGGCUACACGACAUCGCGGCCCGGCAUCGUCAAACUCGACGCCUGCAACUCUGGAAGAGAUUCAGUUCUACGCCGUUGGCUCUUACGUCGCUCUCCGACGCAUUGCAAGCUCGCUGCAGCGUCAUCAUCGUCUCAUGCCGCUGUUGCAGCUGCAUGAGAUGGUGAGCGGGUUUGUUGGCCCGUCUGGCGCUGUCGUGGGUGCUCUCUUGCCGCCGCCGCAGCAACGACGAUGGCACGAGAAGGAUGCCCCGCGCCGCAGCGCUGGUGGUGUCUCCGGCUCGUUAUCGACGGGGGCAGCUGCAGCACAGUUGCGGCGCCGCCUCUUGUCAGGCGAGCUAGUGCAACCGCAAUCUACCGCGCCGGCUUCUCAGGGUGAGCGCCGACGGCACUGUCGCCGCGAUCGCCGAUCGCCGGUGUAUCUGCCGCAACGACAUCAGGCAGGUGCGAUGCUGUGGCGCGAGGUUGCUCUCUUUGACGCGUACACCCUCAUUACUAUCGGCCACGUGAGCGAACACGCCGUCGACGGCGCGGAGGUGGACAAGAAUGCCGUGCUGCAGCAGCUGGCAUGGCUUCAGCAAGAGUGUGCGCUACACCUCAGGGUGCUGGAGGCUUCGGAGGGCAAGGUAGCCGAAAGGGCUGGCACCGACUCCGAGUCUGCGGCGUCGGGGGGUAACAUCGACGAUGAGUCAGUAGGGGCCGAAGACCGUGGUGCGUCCUACUCUAUGUCACUUGCACGAAGGUCGAUGUUGCUGCAGUGCCUCACACAGCGCACUCGCGCUGGGCUGAUUGCCAAGCUGCAGGAGGGACUUCGCCUGAGUGCCAAGGUGCUCGCCCGCUGGGGCACGCCGGAGCAGAUUUGGGCACUCUACCUUCGCUAUCCGUCGAUGGGGGCUAGCUGGGAGGUGGGGCGGGCGUUGCUGCAGUGUGGGCAGUACAGCGUCGCUAUGGAGGUGCUGGAAUCAUUAUUGCAAGCGAGCGCGACCGCGCGCGGGGCGGCAGCGACGUAUCCGUCCACCGUCUCCUCUACAUCCCUUCCUCCGUUGCUGCUGUCCACCGGUGCGAUUGCCGUGCGCCAGCUGCUGCUGGAGGCAAUGGAGGGUGCGGCAGCCGCCUUGGUGCAGCACUCACGGUGGUGUCAGGCAGCUUUUGCCUCAGGGGCCUCUCCAGACGCCGCUGCCACCUCUACCAACGGCAGCGCGGAGGAGGAGGAGGUGCCACUCUCGGCAGAGAUGCGUACGGAACUGCACUCCUUGUACGCACACCUGUACUCCCUACCGCUUCCGCUUCCUCUGUGCCUUCACGCAGUCGUGCGAGGCCUCACUUCGGCGUCCUCUGACGCCGCUGUCUACGGCAUCCACAACGAUGCCGAUGCCGCGUCCCCAUCAGCUGCACGUCCGCACAUCGGAUCAAAGUUCAACACCUCUCCACGCUCCUCGUCUGCGUUGCCGCCUCCGUCACGACAGCCGCGCACGUACGCAGAAGAGCGCGACCGCACGACGGCGGUGCUCUGCACAUAUGUUCUGCGGUGUCAUCUGGCUGAAAACCCGCAUAAAGGGCUUCUGGCCAAGACAGUGGAGCUCUGGGCAUCGUGCGUGGCGCCGUACUUGUGUCGACGCAGCUGUGACAGCGCUGGGGCUUCACCAGGGUCUCCUUCCACGUCACUAGAGCUAUCCCUAACGGAUCAGUACCUCCGUGCGGUGACAGCAAGGAUCCUCUGUGGCUACCCUCAGCUACCGGUCGCUCGACUGCUGUUGUCGCGUCUGGUGCAGCUGAUGACUCCGGCGCCGUCGAUGGCGUCAUCGGGCAGUAUAGGUGCUUCAUCAACCGUCGACGGCGACAAUGUCCCUGCAGGAAGUGAUGCGCGGGUAGCGCUGACGGUGGUGUGGUUGCUUGGGGUGCUCUACAAGCUUGUCGGCAUGCCUGCACCUAGACACUCGACCACCAGCCACGGGUCUCGUUCUCACGCAAACGUUGCCGUGCCCACAGCCCUCGCCUAUCGGCUGUGUGUGCCAGUGACCACCACCACAGCUUCAACGCAAGACACGGAGAAGGCAGCGCCCAUGUCAUGUGAUACGCAGCUCCUCGCCCGCUGCCGCGUGUGGAACGCUGGCUUCACGGAGCGUUACGCACUGGACACACUGCGCUUGAUGCCCCGUAUCGGCUUGGAGGCUCUCGAACGGCUGCUGCGCUCGUUAGCGCGGCGGCACUCUGCCGCGGAGGUUGCCACCAGCCCGACCGGGUCUCUCAUUGCGGCCGUGCAGAGGGCAGCCACUCUGUCUGGACGGAGCGUCGGCUUCUUCCACGAUCGUGUCAGCGUGAUCUUGCAGUACCGUCGAGUCGAGGAGGAGCAGCGUCAGCCCUGGCAGUGCAGCGCGUGCUACCUGUGGAACAGUCGGUACGCACGAGCCUGCAGGCGAUGCCAUGCCUUGUCGACGGUGCUGCUGCAGUGCCGCGCGUGCGGGUGCUUGACAUCGUCUGCGGACGACCGGGAUGAUCAUGGGUUGAGCUGCGACGUGUGUGGGACAGCGUUGGUCCCACCGCUGUUGUUUCAGAGCAGCGGCGAGGUGGCUCAGUCACCUUCGUCAGCGGCAGAUCGGUUGCUAAGCACUUCCACGAUCGAUGCAGACCUCGUGCACGUGCAGACACAAGACCUCACGGCUGCCGCGGGUAGGCGCUUCGCUGCUGCUGCUGCUGCUGCCACCGUCACCGGCACCGGUCGCGCAGCCAGUCGGUUCACCGCUUCUGCCGCCAUCGUACGCGUCGUGCCACUGCGACAGUGGACGUGCAUGCACUGCCGCACCUUGAACGAUCCGCAGCACGUUUUCUUCUGCCGCGGCUGCGGGCGAGCGACGACAGAUCCGGAGAAGCGCGAGGCGGCGGCCAGCGCUGCUGGUGAGGUCAAUGGCGCAAGAAAUUCGGUGGGUGCGCUGGCUUGUGAGGGUUGUGGGCACAUCCCCAAGUCCAUCGAGGCGCGUAUGCUGCCGUGGUGCGAACGGUGCGGUGCUCUUUAUCAGCGCGUUCGAGAGCUGCACAAGCUGUCUGCCGGUAACUGCACCUUGUCAUCGUCGACGACCUCGUCUUCGCAUUUCUCCGCCUCUGCCACCGGUGCGGUCCUUCCUGCCGCUGCUGCUACAGGGCAGCACUCACCAUAUCUGUGGUGGUGCGCCGAGUGCACGGCGGCGCUCAAUCCUUGGACACGCACUCACUGCGAACUCUGUGGCGCCGGCCGGCCUGCCGCUGCUGCUGCUGUGCCGGGGGCGAUUCCUGGUCUCUCACUCCUUUCAGAGAAGUACAACGCUGCCGCGCCGUUCAUUGCGCUGCCUUGGUUGAUGCAGGCGUGCCCCUCCUGCAAGGCACAGAGUCGUGUUGGCAUGGGUCAUUGCUGGCAGUGCCACGCGCUGCUGACGUGGCCGCUCGAGGUGCAGCGGGCGGUGUCCGACGGGUGGCGGCGGUGGGUGACACAGGUGGCGUGCGUCGUGAUGGACGUCCGAGGGACCGAAUCGAAAACGGAAGAUGAGGCCGCCUGCUCAUCUACAGGCGCAGACGCCCCACUGCACGUCCCAUGCGCGACGCAAUGGCUGUGCUUGCAUGAUGGCUGCCUGCAUGUCAACGUUGUCCACGGAGCAGCAGGAGAUGCUUAUGGCGACUCAGGUGCAACACCGGUGCCUCUCUAUCAUACAUGCGCCGCGUGCGCCUUUACACCGCGUCGUCCAGGCGAGGUGCUGAGCCCGUUUCACGACCACUUUGCCUGGAGUGAGGCAGCGGCGCGGCUUUCUCCGACGACCGCUGCGGUGGUGGUGGAGGCACUGCUCUUGCCACCGAGCUCACCGUUGCCCGGCGACGUCACUAUGCGACACUCCGAGUCGUUCGGGACUGUGAGCGCAGUUUCAAAAGUGUUGUCUACGGUACGAUCAGAGGAAACAGCGGCGACGGCGUCACAAUCACACGAGCGAUGGCUUCAUUCCUCGUGGCUGUCCGGCGCAGCGACCACCGUUGCCUGCACUUCAUGCGGGGCGAGUGUGGCGUCUGUGGCGGCGGGGCCGUCAACACCGUUGCCGGUGCGUCUUCGCCCGCUCUUCAUGGUCAACGUGUGCGCCUCUUGUGGGUGUUGCGAGUGGGGUCGGUCGUCAUGCGCGUAUGACAUACCCGGCACUCCCCGUGUCGGUGCUGGCGAUGGGGUGAGUCAGCGCCCGUCCUCGUCCCCCGCACGUCGUCAAGCGAGAGAAGUCGCGAUGGCGCAGCCACCACUGUUGCCGGGAGAACAUGCCAUGGCUCUGCGACUACUCCUGAAGGCCCUGGCGCACGCUGUACAGGAGGGGGUUGCGUUUGAACUACCUCCGUCCAAGCGCGUGACUUCCAGGUCAAGCUGCGCCGACAGUGGUGAGGCCUCAAUGGCGGCCUCUUCUCCGGUAUCUGUGACGCUGCCAAGUCGGAGGCUGGACUGGGCGUGGCUGUCUCGUUUUGUCCUCUCUGGGGUCCGGCUCAUCACCUCCUCCGUGAUGGAGGCGCUACCCCACCGCGACGACUCUGGCGGGGGCUCGUGCGCGCUGCGUCACCAGCACUGCCUGGACGAGCGCCUGCCGUGGCGCGGCUGCGACUUGGCGUCUCCGCAGCAGGCUUGCUCCGCUGAACCGCGAGUGGCCGUGCUUGAGAGCCGUGGGCACGGCACAGGAACGGUGCACUCAGCCAUUGUAGAUGUGCGCCAGGUCUUGGACGGUGUAUGUGCUCUUGCCGAGCACCGCGUCAGGGGCUCACUGUCGUGCUCGAGGUCGCCGCGGCGACAGCAUCGCGGUAAGGGCGAUCACGCCCACCGGCAGCACGCGUCUCCACCGAGGCUCCCGCCAUGUCUGCAGGACGCAUGGACUCGUCGGCUGAUUCUUGCAGCCCUGGAGCUGAUCGAUGUGGUCAACGCCAGCACUGUCUUUGACGAGAUCGGAUUUGCCACGCUGCGCCGCCUGUGCCUCCUGCUCCGCCCUGACGAGGCGGAGCACAUCAACACGGAAACCAAGUGGGCAUACCUGCAGGACAUGAAGCUGUCUCGGAGCCACGUGUUGCGCGGGUGUGUGCAGUGCGAGCAAUGCUUGACAACCCAUGAACCCGAUCAGCCGUGCGCCGCUCCGUAG
Molecule: messenger RNA, 6387 nt
Organism: Leishmania mexicana MHOM/GT/2001/U1103
Lineage: Eukaryota; Euglenozoa; Kinetoplastea; Trypanosomatida; Trypanosomatidae
Exons: 1
Coding region: 1-6387 (2128 amino acids)
Source: RefSeq, a predicted model, not a curated record